AUGCAUACCCUUCCUGCCGCAAAGGUCGUGAGCCACGACUUUCUCGGCAACCACAUCGGCGAGCUUCUCUUCCGCCAGCCUGCCAGCAGACCACCUCCGCCCUCGUCCAAUGGCAGCUCCAUGACCACAUCUGACUCCAAGACUGUGCGGAAAGGAUCGACCACCUCCCACCACACUCCUGCGCUCACAUCGGCCAGAUCCACCUCCACAGACGCACAGCACGCUUCGUCUACAAUCCAUGACCGCUCCAGCCUCGGCGCAGGCGCCACCACCACUUUUGGAGUUUCAGGUGAUCCUGUCGCCUCUCUACAACACAGCAACGAGAGCUCCCCUUCCGAGCCCAGCUCGGUCGACAGCAGGUACAACAGUGCAGAUGCCGACUUGAACCUCCUUCAUCUCAGUCAACUCGAUCUCUCGCGCAAGAGAAACGCAUCUGAAGGUGGCUCUUCCUCACCUCGCGUCACUUUUGUCACCAGCUUUGGCGCAAAGCAACGUCGCUCCGGCAGUCGAUGUGCGCCUUCCGAAGCGGGCUCUUCCAGCUACUUUGGCCUCAGCAGCAAUAUUAGCUCGGCCAGCAUGUCUCCUAUGGAGCCUUCAUCGGGCGCCAUCAACUGGAAUGUGCCCUUUCGCGAGCAGCACAACUCGUUUGCAAAAGCAAUCGAGCACAACCCUCUGAUCAAUCGCAAACCUUCCCCAAGCAGUCAAGCCUCCGAAGCUUCCUCAUGGCAGUUACCUCCACCAUCCGCUUCUCAACCCAACCCAGUCGCUGACAUUGUCACGCCCACUGCCUCGACAGGUAGUGGCGUUGGUAGUGUCAAGAGCCAGUCAUUUUCCGGUAUGGGCUCAUCUGCUCCCGUUUCACAGCGCAUCUCACGCGCGGCGACCGAGUCCACUUUGGACUCGGUCGCGCAGAAGCAGGCACAAGGGCCUGCUCUAGCAUCGCCCAAUGGACCAUCGGAGCAUUCCAGCAAAGGUAUGGCUCACUCCAAGAGCAUGGAUUCCACCACGAGUGGCGUGCGCGGACAUCACAGAAAGCCCUCGCUGGUGCAAAAAGGCGACGAUGGACGCACAUUCUGCUUUGUCAACGAGGGUGGCAGCGACGCUGGGUCGCACCCCGUUCUAACCGAGGAGCCCGAAGGUGCAGACGCCACGUUGACAUCCGUUCCCGAGGUCGCAGCUCCCGCGGCUACAACAGCAACCGCCAAGCCCAUGUCGAAGUCGUCCUCGCAAUCGUCGUACCGAGAGGUCGUCGAGGAGCAGUACCGUGCUAAACGGCGUACAAGUCGGGCACGAACGAAUGGCGACGAUGGGGCCUCGCACCCGAGUAUUGCCACGGCAUUAUUCGACAAGAUCACGUCGACUGCCAGUUCCAUCACUCAAGCGGCGGCACUAGAGGCCACUGAGAUCCGCAGCACUCCAACGCAGCAAGCGCACGCGGUCGUUCGCGGCCAGGAUACCCUACCGGCUUCUGCAAAUGUGCUCACGCUAGCUUCCUCGUUGAGGCCAAGCGGCUCGUCGAGACCCAUGCGAAGGCUUCGCAUCCAGCCCAACGUACAGUCUAGGCCGAGUCUUUUGGAAAGGACCAUGCAGCAGCAGCACAAGGCGAGUCAGGUCGCCAUCGCUUCCAACGCAAAUGGCGGAGUUGAUGGCGAGGGCGGCGCUACUGUUGCUUCCGCUUUAGUAUCGAGUCCGGUUGCUGAUGAGAAGCCAGCACAGACACCCGGACUCACGCCGGCGGCGGCGGCGAAUCAGGAGCGAUACGGCCCAGUGGCCUACGGUGCUGAAUCACGCACUUUUCGCAUCCAUCCAUCAACGCCUGCGACGGAAAACAACGACGUGGCGUUUGCUGGCCUUCCGGGCGGUACGUGCGCCCCCAACACCAGCAACAGGACCGAGCCUGCCAGCCAUGCGCGUACCAGCGACUGGGCACGCGCACAGAAUCUGUUCGCCGAUUCGCAGCAGCCCGCACAGAGUUCCGAUGGCGAACAUUCGGACCUGGAAGCAUCGUGCGCCUCGCUUUUGACGCUCGAUGGCUCUUCCGGCGCCGCGGCAGCGGUCGAGCAUGGUCGUCCUGCAGCUCAGUCGCUGAUGAGUCACCACACGGCGAGCUACAGCUCCGAGUCGACCGACAGUCCCAGCUUGCUCGACAACCGCGAGAUGCUGAGUCCGCCGGAAACGGCCAUUUCGACGCCCGAGUUGGAAUCGCCCCCCGAGCAUGCCUUGCUCAAUGGCGACGACGACGCUGGUCCGUUCAAGUUGACUCCGCGUCGACCCUCACCCCUCUCUUCCUGA
Molecule: messenger RNA, 2292 nt
Organism: Sporisorium graminicola
Lineage: Eukaryota; Fungi; Basidiomycota; Ustilaginomycetes; Ustilaginales; Ustilaginaceae
Exons: 1
Coding region: 1-2292 (763 amino acids)
Source: RefSeq, a predicted model, not a curated record